AUGGCACCCAACCUCAAAUCCUUCUUCCAGAAUGUGGACGAUAACGCCGAGACCUUCAUCGAGCGUCUGCGAAAAGCGGUGGCCAUCCCCUCAAUCAGCGCCGAAGAUGAGCGCAGAGCAGACGUUGUUCGGAUGGGCAUGUUCCUCAAAGGAGAGCUGGACAGAUUAGGAGCAUCUACAGAGGCGCGCCCAUUAGGCAAGCAGCCCGGCAAGGAACACCUUGAACUACCACCUGCGAUCAUCGGAAGGUACCCGGCAAAGAAGGACGACAGCAAGAGGACGAUAUUGGUAUAUGGACACUACGAUGUCCAGCCGGCUAACAAGUCAGAUGGCUGGGAGACCGAGCCCUUCAAGUUGAGCGUGGAUGACAAGGGGCGGAUGUACGGACGGGGCAGCACAGAUGACAAGGGCCCAGUGCUUGGAUGGGUGAAUGUCAUCGAGUCACACCAAAAAGCCGAGAUCGACUUCCCAGUCAACCUGCUUAUGUGCUUCGAGGGUAUGGAGGAGUAUGGCUCGGAGGGAUUGGACGACUUCAUCAUCGCUGAGUGCAAGCCCGGAAAGUACUUCGCGGACGUCGACGCAACUUGUAUCAGCGACAACUACUGGCUCGGGACGGAGAAGCCGUGCUUGACGUACGGCCUGCGAGGUUGCAGCUACUACAGCAUCCAGGUCUCGGGGCCUGGUCAGGACCUCCACUCGGGUGUCUUCGGUGGUACUGCGCAGGAGCCCAUGACUGAUCUCGUCCGAGUCAUGGCAAGCUUGGUGGACGGCGAUGGCAACAUUUUGAUCCCGGGCAUCAUGGACGAUGUAGCAAAAGUUACGCCGGACGAAGAGAGCCGGUACAAAGACAUCGCCUUCACUAUGGACAACCUAUACGAGAGUCUAGGAAGCAAGACCGGCAUCUUCCCAGACAAGGAGCGCACACUCAUGGGCCGAUGGCGCUAUCCUUCCCUCUCACUCCACGGUGUCGAAGGCGCCUUCUCGGCACCUGGUGCGAAGACCGUCAUCCCUGCCAAAGUCAUCGGCAAAUUCUCUAUCCGCACCGUCCCAGACAUGAAACCUGAAAAGGUCGACGAGCUCGUCUACGCACACGUCGACAAAGUCUUCGAAUCCCUCAAGUCCAAGAAUACCAUGAAGUGCCACCUCCAGCACAGCGGAAAAUGGUGGGUUGCGAGCCCAGACCACUGGAACUUCACCGCUGCCGCGAAGGCUGUGGAGGAUGUAUGGAAGGUGAAGCCGGAUCUGACGAGAGAGGGAGGGUCCAUCCCGGUCACCUUGACGUUUGAGCAAGCGACAGGGAAAAAUGUGCUGCUGCUGCCCAUGGGGAGUAGUACAGAUGCAGCGCACUCAGUGAACGAGAAGCUGGAUCGGAAGAACUACAUUGAGGGGAUCAAGCUGCUGGGAGCGUAUUUGCAUUAUGUGGCGGAAGAGCCUAUGAAGGAAUGA
Molecule: messenger RNA, 1446 nt
Organism: Saxophila tyrrhenica
Lineage: Eukaryota; Fungi; Ascomycota; Dothideomycetes; Mycosphaerellales; Extremaceae
Exons: 1
Coding region: 1-1446 (481 amino acids)
Biological process (GO): proteolysis
Molecular function (GO): metallodipeptidase activity
Source: RefSeq, a predicted model, not a curated record